GGGCCGGACGAGGCGGGCUUUGGUCGCCGGGAGAUUCGAUCCCUGACCGCGGGUCCCGACUGCGUCUUCCUCCCGCUGGAGACACGGAAGGAACCGUGGAACCCCUGUUGUUGAUCCGCGGGGUCUCCCACACGCCGUCACCUCCGCGUUCAGAUGGAGGCCAUGGAGGUGGACUUCCCGGGGGUGAUGCUGGGCGCAGGAGGAGGCAGCCGGCGCAGCCGACAGCGCGCCAUUAACAUCGCGGCCGAUUUAGCCGGAUCGGACGCCGCCGCGCCGCAAGACAUCUCGGACUCCAGCGGCACCGAGGUGGACGAGGACAACGAGGCGGAAUGGACGGCGCCGAGCGCGCCGCCCAGACUUCCUGCCACCUGGGCGUUCAGCCAUUGGGCGGUGGGCGGGUCGGCGGCCGCACCGUCGGCCGCUCAGGGGGCGCGAAUACGGAGGAGGCUCAGGCAGGGCCUCAGGGUGCACUACCCCAGCCAGACGGCAGCGCCCUCCAGAGGCUUUCCAGACUUCCUGCUCCGGGCACCGGCCGCCAGCGUGGCCGAGCCAGAGUCCGGCAGCACCACCGAGGUCAGCGAGUCUGAGGAUGACGAGGAAGGCCCGGCCGCCGCUCCGGGGCCCGUCGACCCGGCGCCGCCGCCGCCCGCCGGUCCUCGCCUCAACUCGCAACCGCAGGAAGCCGGCUCGCGCAACUCCGGUUCAGCUGCAGACGUCGAGCGGCCAGAAGCUCCAAGUCAGAACGUCCAGCCGGCCCCCGUGGCCACGCCCCUUAUGGCCACGCCCCCCACGGCCCCGGCGCCCAUGCAGCCGUCGCAGUCGGAAGAGGGCGAAGGCGACGUCUGCUCCAUCUGCUUCGAGGCGUGGACGACGGCGGGCGAGCACCGGCUGUCCGCCCUGCGCUGCGGACACCUCUUCGGCUUCACCUGCAUCCGCCGCUGGGUGUCCGCUCAGGGCCCGUCCGCCAAGUGUCCGCAGUGCAACAAGAAGGCGAAGCGCUCCGACAUCGUUCUGCUGUACGCUCCCAAGCUGAGAGCGCUCGACAACUCCGAGCAGGAGAUCCUCAAGAAGUCUCUGGAGCAGGAGCAGUCUCUGAGGCGGAAGGCUGAACUGGAAUCAGCUCAGUACAAACUGAAACUGCAGGUCGUCACCAACAAAUACGGACAAGCACAACAAGAGCUGCAGGAGCUGAGGGCCCUGAUGUCGCAGGGCGGCCGGAGCUCGCUCUCCUCCUCGGCGUCGGGCUCGCUGCUCCUCGGCCCGUCCCAGCGCUCCAGGGCGGCCCAGUACGUCUUCUCCAAGGCGGUGCUGGUGUCCCAGGCCGGAGGCUCCAGGGUCCUGUCCUACUGCGAGCCGCUGAGCUGCCUGCUGGCCUCGCAGCCGUCGCCUCAGGCCGCCCUGGUUCCCGGUUGUGGCGUGAAGAAGGUGAGCGUGGUCAACAUGAAGGCGAGUCAGUACGUCCCCAUCCACAACAAACAGAUCCGAGGUCUGUCCUUCAACAGGCAGAACGACAGCCUGCUGCUGUCGGCUGCUCUGGACAACACCAUCAAACUGACCAGUCUGCUCACCAACACCGUGGUUCAGACCUACAACGCCGGUAAGCCGGUGUGGAGCUGCUGUUGGUGUUUGGACAACUGCAACUACGUCUACGCCGGCCUGAGCAACGGCUCCGUGCUCGUGUACGACACCAGAGACACGAGCACGCACGUGCAGGAGCUGCAGCCGCUACGCUCACGGUGUCCCGUGGCGUCCCUGUGCUACAUCCCGCGGGCGGCGUCCAGCUCGUUCCCCUGCGGCGGGCUGAUCGCCAGCUCCCUGGAGGGCGGCUGCUUCUGGGAGCAGGUCAACGAGACCACGUACCGACCGCACGCGCUGCCGCUGGAGACCACCGGCUGCACCGACAUCCAGGUGGAGACGGAGACCAGACACUGCCUGGUCACCUACAGGCCAGGCCGCUCCAACCCGUCUCUGCGCUGCGUCCUGAUGGCGCUGACCCGCACGCCGCAGCAGGACUCCGCCCAGCUGCCCAGCUGCUCCUGCUCGCCCGUCCAGACGUUCGGCGCCGGCUCGUCCUGCAAGCUGCUCACCAAGAACGCCGUCUUCAGGAGCCCAGACGGGGGCGGGACUCUGGUGUGCGCCGGGGACGAGGCGUCCAACUCCACCUUGGUGUGGGAUGCAGCCAGUGGCUCUCUGCUCCAGAAGCUCCCGGCCGACCUCCCGGUGUUGGACAUCAGCCCGUUCUCGUUGAACGGAGAGCACUUCCUGGCCUCGCUGACCGAGAAGAUGCUGAAGCUCUACAGCCAUUGACCUUCGUCAUCUGGUCUACCCUUGGUCAUCGGGUCUACCCUUGGUCAUCGGGUCUACCCUUGGUCAUCGGGUCUACCCUUGGUCAUCGGGUCUACCCUUGGUCAUCGGGUCUACCCUUGGUCAUCGGGUCUACCCUUCGUCAUCUGGUCUACCCUUGGUCAUCGGGUCUACCCUUGGUCAUCUGGUCUACCCUUCGUCAUCUGGUCUACCCUUGGUCAUCUGGUCUACCCUUCGUCAUCUGGUCUACCCUUCGUCAUCGGGUCUACCCUUCGUCAUCGGGUCUACCCUUGGUCAUCGGGUCUACCCUUGGUCAUCGGGUCUACCCUUGGUCAUCGGGUCUACCCUUGGUCAUCUGGUCUACCCUUGGUCAUCGGGUCUACCCUUGGUCAUCUGGUCUACCCUUGGUCAUCGGGUCUACCCUUGGUCAUCGGGUCUACCCUUGGUCAUCGGGUCUACCCUUGGUCAUCUGGUCUACCCUUGGUCAUCGGGUCUACCCUUCGUCAUCUGGUCUACCCUUGGUCAUCUGGUCUACCCUUGGUCAUCUGGUCUACCCUUGGUCAUCGGGUCUACCCUUGGUCAUCUGGUCUACCCUUGGUCAUCGGGUCUACCCUUGGUCAUCUGGUCUACCCUUCGUCAUCUGGUCUAACCUUGGUCAUCUGGUCUAACCUUCGUCAUCUGGUCUAACCUUGGUCAUCUGGUCUAACCUUCGUCAUCUGGUCUAACCUUGGUCAUCUGGUCUACCCUUGGUCAUCUGGUCUACCCUUGGUCAUCUGGUCUACCCUUGGUCAUCUGGUCUACCCUUCGUCAUCUGGUCUACCCUUGGUCAUCUGGUCUACCCUUGGUCAUCUGGUCUACCCUUCGUCAUCUGGUCUAACCUUGGUCAUCUGGUCUACCCUUGGUCAUCUGGUCUACCCUUGGUCAUCUGGUCUACCCUUGGUCAUCUGGUCUACCCUUCGUCAUCGGGUCUACCCUUCGUCAUCUGGUCUACCCUUCGUCAUCUGGUCUACCCUUCGUCAUCUGGUCUAACCUUCGUCAUCUGGUCUACCCUUCGUCAUCUGGUCUACCCUUCGUCAUCUGGUCUACCCUUCGUCAUCUGGUCUAACCUUCGUCAUCUGGUCUACCCUUCGUCAUCUGGUCUACCCUUCGUCAUCUGGUCUACCCUUGGUCAUCUGGUCUAACCUUCGUCAUCGGGUCUACCCUUCGUCAUCUGGUCUACCCUUCGUCAUCUGGUCUACCCUUCGUCAUCUGGUCUACCCUUCGUCAUCUGGUCUAACCUUCGUCAUCUGGUCUACCCUUCGUCAUCUGGUCUAACCUUCAUAACCUGACAGAUAUCAAAAGGUGGCAUUUUUAUUUAUUUUUGUCACCGGGAAGUUAAUUCAAAACGUUCAAAGAUUUGAGACCCGACAACAACAAUUAGAUUUAUUCUUAACGAUGUUCACGAGUCUUAUCUGGUCGGACAACUGAGGUUUGGGAUGUCCGAGGGACCUUGAAUCCACCACGAAACGGUCCGCUGAGUUUGACCUCCUGGAAAGACCGGAAGUCAACGGCUAACGGGGGAAAGACGUGAAACCGAUGGUUUAGCAAACGGGACUUCGGAAUGUCGGUUUACUUUUAAGAUAAUAAAGGACAGAUAAAAGGUU
This is a messenger RNA of Cyclopterus lumpus (lumpfish), 3947 nucleotides long. It is a transcript of the gene rfwd3, whose product is annotated as ring finger and WD repeat domain 3. The record is from RefSeq and is a predicted model, not a curated record. NCBI's taxonomy places the organism in Eukaryota, Metazoa, Chordata, Actinopteri, Perciformes, Cyclopteridae. Gene Ontology annotation, cellular component: site of double-strand break; nucleus. The coding region runs from base 154 to 2307 and encodes 717 amino acids. The transcript is spliced from 14 exons. Gene Ontology annotation, molecular function: protein binding; ubiquitin protein ligase activity. Gene Ontology annotation, biological process: interstrand cross-link repair; protein ubiquitination; double-strand break repair via homologous recombination.